GCCGCUGCUUCUUCUUCCUCUUCGCUUUGGAGCAGCCUGCCGCUUGAAGCAUGAACUUGAACUGUUAAUCAUCUAUCUCCAUUUGAUUCCAUUUUCCAAUUCCAUUCUCAAAAUGCCAAUCACUGCUAUGAAUUUCCCUUCUUCUUUGACUGCACACAUCUCUCUCCUCGCCGUCCUCUCCGCCGCCACUGUCUACUGUUUAUACAAGUCCAGACGACUCAAACUCAUCGAGAAACACUCUCAAAAGCUUAACCCAUUUCACCCAUCAUCAAAAGGCAAGAUCUUUUUCAUCUCUGAAACCGGCACUUCAAAAACCCUAGCUCAAAGACUUACCCGUCUUCUAUCUUCAAACGGGGUUGAAUUCGAUCUCGUCGAUCCAAUCAACUAUGAACCAGAAGAUCUCCCUAAGGAGACAUUGAUUUUGAUCGUUGCUUCUACAUGGGAAAACGGAAAGCCACCACAAAACGGUGCUUUCUUAGCAAACUGGCUUGCGGAGAGUGCUGAGGAUUUCAGGGUCGGUUCUCUGCUGCUUAAGAAUUGUAGAUUCGCUGUUUUUGGUGUUGGGAGUCGGGCAUAUGGCGAUUCAUUCAAUGCUGUUUCAAGGGAUUUCUCGAAACAGAUGAGUUCGCUUGGGGCGGUUGAGUUGGUUUCUGUGGGGGAUGGAGAUGUGGAUGAGGGAGAUUUAACAGAGGUUUUUGAUGCUUGGAGUGAGAAGUUAGUUAGAGUGUUGAAAGAUGGUUCUGCUUUGCCUAAGGAGAUUGAAAAUGAAAUUGAGAAUGAGUUUAGCGAAUCAGAUUAUGAAGAUGAAUUUAGUGAUGAGAAUGAUCAGGAAUCUGAUAUUGUUGAUGUGGAGGAUAUUGCAGGCAAGGCUCCUUCAAGGAAAUCAUCCAGAUUGGUUGAAGGUGGUGAAAAGGUGAAGGGUGUGAAGGAAAUGGUGACACCAGUACUCAGAGCAAGCCUGGAGAAGCAGGGAUACAAAAUCAUUGGCUCUCAUAGUGGUGUUAAACUAUGUAGAUGGACAAAGUCACAACUAAGAGGAAGGGGUGGUUGUUACAAACAUUCUUUUUAUGGCAUAGAGAGUCACAGAUGCAUGGAGGCAACCCCAAGUUUGGCUUGUGCCAAUAAAUGUGUUUUCUGUUGGAGACAUCAUACAAAUCCUGUUGGAAAGAGUUGGACGUGGAAAAUGGAUGAUCCUUUGGAUAUUGUAAAUUCAGCAAUAGAGCUUCACAGAAAGAUGAUUAGACAAAUGAAAGGAGUUCCUGGUGUUGAACCUGAGCGGUUAUCAGAGGGUCUAUCACCUAGGCAUUGUGCCUUGUCACUUGUAGGAGAACCUAUCAUGUACCCUGAGAUUAAUGCUCUUGUUGACGAGCUUCAUCGGAAGCGAAUUUCAACUUUUCUUGUAACUAAUGCUCAGUUUCCCGACAAAAUCAAAAUGCUCAAACCUAUUACCCAGUUAUAUGUUAGUGUAGAUGCAGCAACAAAGGAUGAAUUGAAAGCUAUUGAUAGACCACUCUUUGGGGACUUCUGGGAGCGCUUCAUUGACUCAUUGACUUCCCUAAGAGAAAAGCAACAAAGAACAGUCUACCGCUUGACGCUAGUGAAAGGAUGGAAUACCGAAGAAAUUGAUGCAUAUUCUAGCCUUUUCUCUCUUGGAAAUCCCGAUUUUGUCGAAAUCAAAGGAGUUACCUAUUGUGGAUCGACUGCAACAUCUAAGUUGACAAUGGAGAAUGUUCCAUGGCACGAAGAUGUAAGAGCUUUUUCAGAGGCUUUGGCUCUAAAAAGCAACGGGGAGUAUGAAGUUGCCUGUGAGCAUGUUCAUUCUUGUUGCAUCCUUUUAGCGAAAGUAGACAAGUUUAAGGUUAAUGGUCAAUGGCAUACUUGGAUAGACUAUGAGAAGUUUCAUGAUCUGGUUGCAUCGGGAGAAUCCUUUGACAGCAAGGAUUAUAUGGUUGCUACCCCUUCUUGGGCUGUUUAUGGAGCGACGGAAGGGGGAUUUGACCCAUUGCAAGCUCGAUAUAAGAAAGAGAGGCGACAUCAUAAAUCAAGUCAGUUAUCAUGAGGUUAGUUAUGAUUUUGUCGAAGACAGUAUCACGAAGUUUAGUGUCGUUUAUUUAACUUAGUACCUAUACUUUCCUUUUUUGAGGUUGAGCAAAUUGGUUUACAAGUAGAACUGAUAUAUUUAUUGUGAUUUUAUGGUAAUUGGUUGACUCAUUUUAAACUCUUGGUUUGUUUUAUGACUUAAAAAAAUGAAUUAGAAUUGUAAUAGAAUUGAAUGUUUAUGAUUUCU
Impatiens glandulifera is the source of this 2287-nucleotide messenger RNA. RefSeq names its product S-adenosyl-L-methionine-dependent tRNA 4-demethylwyosine synthase. The record is from RefSeq and is a predicted model, not a curated record. The transcript has 8 exons. The coding region runs from base 113 to 2059 and encodes 648 amino acids. Gene Ontology annotation, biological process: wybutosine biosynthetic process. Lineage: Eukaryota; Viridiplantae; Streptophyta; Magnoliopsida; Ericales; Balsaminaceae. Gene Ontology annotation, molecular function: FMN binding; 4 iron, 4 sulfur cluster binding; catalytic activity.